AUGGUGACAAGAGCCGAAGUGAAUGAGCACGCCUCCAAAACUAGCUGCUGGGUUAUCAUCAAAGGUGUUGCAUAUGACCUGACCUCGUUCUUGGAUGUUCAUCCAGGUGGCUCUCGCAUCAUCCUCAAGUAUGCUGGAAAAGAUGCCACCGAGGCGUUUGAUCCCAUCCAUUCAGCCGAUACACUUGAAAAGCACCUUUCACCGGAAUUGAAUCUCGGCCCAGUGACUGAAUCGGAGGGGAAAGAGGUCGCUGAAAACAAGAAUCCUGCACCAAAGCCGGCGAUGGAGACACAAGGAACAAAAAAACUGGCGAGCCUAAAAUCUAUAAUCACCAUUCGAGAUUUCGAAUUGGCAGCUUCUCAAAUCUUAUCAGCAAGAUCCUUCGCCUUCUUCAAAGCCGGCGCUGACGACGAAUACACAGCACAAUGGAAUCGCACCAGCUGGCAAUCCAUUCGCUUUCGACCACGAGUUCUCAAACCCAUCCCGGAAGUGACCCUGACAACUACAGUCCUGGGCAACAAAUUCUCAUCUCCACUCUUCAUCUGUCCAGCCGGCGGUGCAAAGCUCGCCCACCCAACCGGUGAAGUAUCUCUAACAAAGGCAGCAGCAAAACACAAUGUCUUACACUGGGUGUGCAACAAUUCCGGAUGCACUAAACAAGAAAUUUCAGAUGCUCGUGCUGGCAACACCGAGCAGCAGAAGUUGUAUUGGCAAAUUUACGCUUUGAGCGAUUUGUCUACAACAGAAAAAGAGAUUAGGCAGGCUAUAAACUUGGGAUAUAAAGGGUUUGCAUUGACAGUUGAUGCAAUUCGUGCUGGGAAACGUGAGCGAGAUGUCCGAGUGGGUCUGCAAGAAGAGCCCAACGACGAAUACGAUGAUGAUGACGGUGAUGACAGCUUUGCCAGUGGCCCGACUGUCAAACGUUCACAUGUAUGGACCGAGUUCCACUGGCAGUCUGCAAUUAAAUGGCUCCGGAGUAUCACCGAUCUACCCAUAGCCAUCAAAGGCAUUCAAACAUGGGAAGACGCCACGCUAUGCAUGCACUACGGCGUCCAUCCCUGGCUCUCCAACCACGCCGGUAGACAACUUGAAGGUGCCCCUUCAGCUGCCGAAACCCUUAUCGCGAUCCGAACGAACUGCCCCAUGGUCUUUGAGGAAUGCGAGGUUAUUGUGGAUGGUGGUAUUACUCGUGGGACGGAUAUUGUGAAGGCUCUCGCUCUGGGAGCUAAAGCGGUCGGACUAGGCCGCAGCUUUCUGUAUUCUCUGGUUUUUGGUGAAAGGGGGGUGAGUAAGGCUAUUCGGAUUCUCAAUCAUGAGAUUGAGACUACGAUGGCACUCCUUGGAGUCACGAGUAUUGACCAGUUAAAUCCUUCCUAUCGAUACCCCGUCCACACCUCUAGCUUUCUGUCUGGUGUUGUGAAUUGA
This is a messenger RNA of Talaromyces proteolyticus, 1425 nucleotides long. Its product is annotated as oxidoreductase. Bases 1 to 1425 code for a protein of 474 amino acids. The record is from RefSeq and is a predicted model, not a curated record. NCBI's taxonomy places the organism in Eukaryota, Fungi, Ascomycota, Eurotiomycetes, Eurotiales, Trichocomaceae. The transcript has 7 exons. Gene Ontology annotation, molecular function: oxidoreductase activity; heme binding.